AUGUUUGAAGAAAUUGAGCAGAUCGAAGGGAAAGAUACCGAUAUUUCAGCUAUUUUGACCCGAUCUAUAAAAAAUAUCAUCUAUAUUUUGGCUCUGGGUGAACGCCCAAACGACCCACAUGCCCCAGAUGUAUUAGAGGAGUACGAUAAUGCUUUAAAUGAUCUGAGCAGGGCUGAAGUCGACUAUCUGUUGGGCUAUCUCCCAUUCGUUGCUAACAUUCCAGGCAGAAUCAAGACAACUGUACAACGCGUAAAGCGAGCAAAGAAAGGAGCAGACGAGAUGAUGCUGUAUGGUCCAAAGAGAACUCACAUACCAGGACAACCACGAGGGAUAACAGAUCUACUGCUUGAUUAUCAAAAGAAACCAGGCUACGAAUUCAUGGAUGAAGAUGAAACUCAUCUCAUUGGCUUCUUGACUACCCUGUUUAUGGCUGCUCACUUGACCACAAGAUCUACACUCACCGGCAUGUUUCUGUGUUUGGUAAAUUACCCCGAGGUAACUAAAAAGAUUCAGCAAGAAAUUGACAGUGUACUUCAGGGACAGCAACCCAGAAUGGAACAUAAACGUAAGAUGCCAUACACCGAAGCUGCGAUUUUGGAUACUCUGCGACUGACUUCAGUUGCGCCAAUCAGCAGCUUUCGCAGAGCAUCUGAAGAUCUCGACUUCGAAGGCAUGACAAUUCCCAAAAACACCAUGAUUUUCAUAAACAACUGGCACAUUCAACAUGAUGAGAAGUUGUGGGAGCAGCCAUGGAGAUUCAACCCUGAUCACUUUCUUGACAGUGAGGGAAAUCUUCUGCCUGUUGAGCACCAGAUACGGAAGAAUUCAUUGCCAUUUGGAAUUGGCGCCCGAGCUUGUCCAGGAGAAAUAUUUGCUCGUUCUCGAGUGUUCCUGUUUGUUACCAGCAUCCUGCAGCGUUACGAUCUUCUCCCACCAGCCAACGAAAAAAUGACCCCAGCAAAUUUUAAAAUCCACGAUGAACAUAUUCAAGGUCUUGUUCGUCAAACUCCACCUUACAAAUGUCGGCUCGUACGUCGGAAGACCUUCUACAACUGA
This is a messenger RNA of Candidula unifasciata, 1056 nucleotides long. NCBI's taxonomy places the organism in Eukaryota, Metazoa, Mollusca, Gastropoda, Stylommatophora, Geomitridae. The record is from the annotation of a GenBank genome assembly.